CCCGCAGCUCCCGCUUCCAAGAUGGCGGCAGCGGUUCCUGUCCGGCUGUCUGGGUGAUGGUGACGACUGGCUGCAGAAGGUCAGCCGGUCCUAAGAUUGCUGUUGGAGUGCUGGAUGGAGCCUUUCUCUGUCCUCUGUGACAUUUCCAAUUUUAUAUAAUGCCUCACAUCUCUGCUCCCCCGGGACCCCGUGGAGUCCCCAUGAUCCUGAAGAAGACAGCUUGAACCUAGACUACACCCCAGGAUGCUGCGGAGGCUGCUGGAGCGACCCUGCACUCUGGCCCUGCUUGUGGGCUCCCAGCUGGCCGUCAUGAUGUACCUGUCACUGGGGGGCUUCCGAAGCCUCAGCGCUCUAUUUGGCCGAGAGCAGGAGCCGACAUUUGACUACUCUCAUCCCCAUGAUGUCUACAGUAACCUCAGUCACCUGCCUGGGGCCCCUGUUGCCCCAGGAGGCCCCCCAGCUCCUCAAGGUCUGCCCUACUGUCCAGAACGAUCUCCUCUCUUAGUGGGUCCCGUGUCCGUGUCCUUUAGCCCAGUGCCGUCACUGGCAGAGAUUGUGGAGAGGAAUCCCCGGGUGGAACCGGGGGGCCGGUACCGCCCUGCAGGGUGUGAGCCCCGGUCCCGAACAGCCAUCAUUGUGCCCCAUCGCGCCCGGGAGCACCACCUGCGCCUGCUGCUCUACCACCUGCACCCGUUCCUGCAGCGCCAGCAGCUUGCUUAUGGCAUCUAUGUCAUCCACCAGGCUGGAAAUGGAACAUUUAACAGGGCAAAGCUGCUGAAUGUUGGGGUGCGGGAGGCCCUGCGUGAUGAAGAAUGGGACUGCUUGUUCUUGCAUGAUGUGGACCUCUUGCCAGAGAAUGACCACAAUCUGUAUGUGUGCGACCACCGAGGACCCCGGCAUGUUGCUGUUGCCAUGAACAAGUUUGGAUACAGCCUCCCGUACCCCCAGUACUUUGGAGGGGUCUCGGCGCUCACUCCUGACCAGUAUCUGAAGAUGAAUGGCUUCCCCAAUGAAUACUGGGGCUGGGGUGGUGAGGAUGAUGACAUUGCUACCAGGGUACGCCUGGCUGGGAUGAAGAUCUCUCGGCCCCCCACAUCUGUGGGACACUAUAAGAUGGUGAAGCACCGAGGAGAUAAGGGCAAUGAGGAAAAUCCCCACAGAUUUGACCUCCUGGUCCGAACCCGGAAUUCCUGGACUCAAGAUGGGAUGAACUCACUGACAUACCGAUUGCUGGCUCGAGAGCUGGGCCCUCUCUAUACCAACAUCACAGCAGACAUUGGAACUGACCCUCGGGGUCCUCAGACUCCCUCUGGUCCCCGUUACCCACCUGGUUCCUCCCAGGCCUUCCGUCAGGAGAUGCUGCAGCGCCGGCCCCCAGCCGGGCCCGACCCUCUGCCUGCUGCCAACCACACAGCUCCCCAUGGUUCACACUGACUCCUCCUUAAUCAUGAAACUGAAUCCGAAGAGUUGUAUUCUCCCCACCCUCAGCUCCUCACUGCUCUUAGAGGGGAUGUGGGGGAAAUGAACUCUACUGCCGUGCUGGGGGCAGGGGCCUCUCACUGCUGGACUGGAGCUGGGCUCCUCUAGCCCUGGGGGUCCCUCUUUCUAGGGUCACCAGCCAGGGCUUAUGACUGUGAAUCCUUGAUGUCAUGAUUUUCUGUGAUGACUCCUAGGUGUCCCCUGCCCACGGGGUAAGAGCAGGGCUGGACCCCAAAUCCCUUCCUCUUCCAUGGAGAGAAGAGUGAUCUGACUUUUCCCGGGACCUCUGUGAAUAUUUAUUCUAUUUAUGGUUCCCAGGAAGUGUGUUUGAAGGAAGCCCCUCCCAGGGUACUUUCUGCCAGUGUUGGAGUAGCUCCCUCUUCUGGACCUUGCUCAGGGGGCUGGGAUUUUGAUAUAUUUUCUAAUAAAGGACUUUGUCUUGCCUCUG
Molecule: messenger RNA, 1927 nt
Organism: Balaenoptera acutorostrata (minke whale)
Lineage: Eukaryota; Metazoa; Chordata; Mammalia; Artiodactyla; Balaenopteridae
Gene: B4GALT3
Product: beta-1,4-galactosyltransferase 3
Exons: 8
Coding region: 244-1434 (396 amino acids)
Biological process (GO): carbohydrate metabolic process; galactosylceramide biosynthetic process
Molecular function (GO): glycosyltransferase activity
Source: RefSeq, a predicted model, not a curated record